AUGACAUUUUUACAAGAGGAGGGUUCGAUAAUUCGUUUAAUACAGCAUACUAGGGUAUGUUAUAAUAGGUAUGUUAUGUUUAAACGUACACCGACGGACCCCCCUCUCCUGCAGCUGUGUAUAGGUUUGGUGUAUCUAUGCAUAUUAUUAUUCGAGUAAUAAUUUGUUUUCUAAAGAGGAACGACGAUAACCGCGUCGCCCCCUCCCCUUCCGGUUUUUCCAUUUGAUAGUAAUUGAUUAUUCAAGUAAAUCAAUAAAUACGUGUGAUCUAUAUAAUCGUACGAGUCUUUGAAGACAUAAUUAUUUUUGACGUAAAGAUAAUUGGAUCUCAGUUCAAAGACGAAGAAAUUAAAUUUAUUUUUCCGGAAGUUUUUCGAUUUUCAACAAUCGCACGCAUCUUAAAUGAUAAUAAUGCCACUCAGUACAAGGCUGUGACAGAACUAUUAUAGAUCACUUAGAGGACAUAAUAUUCGUCUAGAAAAUCUGAAUUUUGAAUCUCUAUUAAACCAUACAUUUUUCAAGCAUCAUAAGGUAAAAAAAAAAAAAUAAACCAUUUACAAUUGUCGUAUGCACGCGUUUCUGUGCAUCAAGUUAUAAUUUUGUUUUUAAAAUGUAAAAUGCUCUAACAUAAUAUACAUACCUGUAAUGUUUAACUGCAACUUCAAGGAUUAAUACAUAUUAUUCACACUAAAGUUUUCAUAGAAAUAAACUCACAAACAAAAACUUGAAAAAAAAUUAUUGGUAUUUUGUAGAUUUUGUAUUGUGUAAUUAUAAUUAUAAUUGUGUAAGAUUUCGUAUUAUUUAUACAUUUUAGCAGAUAAUAUUAACCCCUACAUGUGGAAAUCGGUAACAAAUCAAUUUUUUGUAUUCAUUAAUUACUGCUUAUCAGUUAUAUUAGGAAUCAUUAGAUAUAUAUCUAAAGAUUUUGAAAAUUGUAUUUUUGCUCCGCUAUAUUAAUAUUCUGAAACACUGAGCCUGCAGGGAAACUUAUUGCAUACUAAUAAUCCCUACCGCAGGAUAUUUGCUAUCCGGGUCAACGAGUUCUGAGUUUCCUAUCAAUAUAAUCUAAAUAUAAUAAAAGUAUCUUAGUAUAUAGCCAUAUAUGUGCCCGUAUAUUAGGUAAACACUUGUGACUAGAGUGCUUAUUUAAUACCUAUAGACUUAGUCUAGUCGAACCUAUUAGACUCGAAAAUUGAAUAAUAUCGUUGAAACGUGCUGCCUAUAUACGUAUGCCAUAUAGAAAACUACAACAAUUCCAUUUAUAGCAGUCCGUUAUUAAAAUAAUUAAUAAUAUUACAAUAAUUUGGGUAUUUUUUUUUUAUUUUUAAUCAGAUUUUUCGUGACAACUAACAAUCCAUGUAAUUAAUUAUUGUUUGCACAAUAUUUUUGUUGUAUUUACGGUAUUUCUGAGUAGUAAUUGCUGCGCAGUAUUCGUAAAAAAAAAAACGAUCAAUCAUUUAUCGUUUAAACAAUGUAUAAUAUUUUUAUGAACGACUACAUAAUCGACUAAUCGACUGUACAUUAAUUUUCGUCUAUGCCCUGAGUCAUACCCAAAUCCGCCAAAGGCUUCGUUGACAUCGCUAUAUACGUAAUAUGUAUAAUGCAUAGGUACUUACUGGUAUAUUCGUCGAAACGAACAUUGUACUAAGAAAUCACUUAUAAAAAAAUAUAUGUAAUAUAGUUUCUAUUACUUGAAGUCAACUAGGUAAGUGUUAGUUUCAAACACGAACGUAUGGAAUACCGAGGACCGAUAACUAACGUUGAUUUUAUUGUAACGGCACGUUAAAUAUACUGGAACAGUUAUGAUAUGUACCUAUAAUUUAUUCAGGGAAAAAAUAAACCGUCGCGCGACGAGUCAUGGGUGUAUUUUUGAACUGAAAUCGAUAAUCUUGAAAAAAUGAAAUGAAAAACGAAUGAUACAUAUGCAUGAAAAAAUGGUUAAGCAUAAAUAUGAUCACAGUGAACACUGUUUGUCACGUUUACGUUCAAUAUGCUCAAUUCCUCCUCACUAGGUUUAUAUCGUAGUUCUCUACAACUAUCGGCAUUCGGUAAUGCUAAUGAUGUUAGCCAAUUAGAAUUGGAGAACUGCGAUAUUUAAUAGGUGAAGGGAAAAAAUAUUUGAGCGGGAUGUGCGUAUUAAAACAAUGUGAUCAUAUCUAUUUUAUCAUUGUACACGUGUAUACUAAUAUGUAUAUAUGUAUGUAUGUAAUAAUAAUAAUAAAAAUAGUAAUAAGCAGGUGAGUUUAAAUAAUUGCUGUUACACUGUCAGAGUUAUUGCUGAAGAGAAUUCUCGAAUUAUAGUUUAAACAAAAAAUUCUAAAAAAAAAUUUUUUCCACACAGGUUCAAGGAUAAUCGGCCUUAUCCAUGGCCGGGAGACGUAUCGAGUUUCAUAUUGAAUCCCGAAAGUGCUAAUCAAACCAUAUACACGCUGAGUUUAACGUCGUCCGAUCAUGGAGUGUAUACGUGUCAGCUGGCCAACCAGACAAACACUGUAAAUCAUUCGAUAAAGCUCGUCACUCUUGGUUAGUAUGUCUGUUAAUAAUAUUAUAAUGUAUAUCUAUUAUUAUAUUUUGCAAUACGAAAAUGAAAAUUAAAAAAAAAUGGAUAAACAUACGGGGUCUGAUCAAAAAGUUCCGGAACUAUUUGGAUUUCGCGCCAACGGAGCGUCGAAAAACAAUAGUAUUGAUAUCACUAGCUUCUGUGACUUCUCUUGAGCACGUCUGUUUUUGUGGAUUGUCUAUAACCUUCUUUGUUUUGAUGUCAUCGAUGAUUUUGUAAAAUAUUUUUUUCGCAUUUGGGCGAUUUUGUAUUAAAUCCAAAAGAAGAGCUUUAUUUGCGAUGAGGGGGAGGAUUUUUCUUUUCAUUUUUUUUUGAUAGAACAUUGUUUAGUACAGUGAAAUGCAACGUUUCACAUGACUUGACUACAAACUUUAACUGAAAAACUACAGAUGUGCUGAGUUAAAGUUUUUCUCGAGAAUGUGGAGGAAGGUCCAAGUUCAAGUUUAUCAGGAAUUUUUUAGUACCUACGAUAAGUUACAACUUUUUGACAAUUUACCAUCACAAUAGUUAUUACUUGUAUCGUUUUAUUAUCAUCAAAAUGAAAAAAAAUCUUCUCCAACCAACUCCCCCCCCCCAAAAAAAAAGGCUCUUCUUUUGGAUUUAAUACAAAAUCGCCAAAAUAUUUUUAAAAAACAUCGGUUACAUCAAAACAAAGAAAGUUAUAGAGAAUCUACAAACACAGAUGUACUCAAGAGAAGUAGCAGAAUCUAGUGAUAUCAAUCUUACGGUUUUUGGCUCCGUUGGCGCAUAAUCCAAUAGACCCAGAACUUUUUGAACAGAUCUUGUACUUCACAUAUGGUUAUCAUACUCCGAAUUUAUGACUCACCAAUGUGCCACCACCACAACACACCAUCGCUGUGCGAUUUCGCCACUUCAUCUUCUCGUCACGCCACUUUAGUGUGCGUCGCGCCUUAAUUGUUUAUAUGUUGGUCUUAUAACCGGAUAUAGUUUGUUACACGUAAUUUAUGCCUUGGGGCGCGCCAAAUUGGCUCGUUGUUACAUAAACUGUAUUACGAUUAUAAACUUUUUUUUUUGCUGUACUCUGCCUAUAUAAUGAUAUAAUUAACUAUCUAGUACCUACUAAUAGAUAGCUAACUAGUUACAGUAGUUGGCUAACUGUCAUAAUAUAUCACACUAAUAACGCCGCAUUUGGUUAAACCUGCGCAACAACCAUUUAGCUCGAUGCUCACGGCCUUAUCAUAUUAUAUUUUAAUAUAUUAUGAUAACUGUACGAACCUGUAUUUUUAACGUUGUUACCACGCAUAAAAAUAUUUAUCAGACAGAUAUUCUCUUUUCGAAUUUGGUUUGAAGGCAUGGGUUUGAAAAUCAAAAGUCGAUGUUGUGUGUUUAUGAUAAUAUGGUGUAUAGGGUAAUAUGGGUGAAAGUUUAUGAUAUAUUCUUCGUAAAUUGAACGAAACUCGAAUCGAUUUUACUAAAAAUCUUUGUAGAUCAUCGGUGGAUUGUGAUAAAAAUAAACAAAAAAUCAGCGUGUACUUGAAAUGCAUGUUGAAAGUAAUUUAUUAUUUUAAUUUACCGGUAUAAUAAAACAAAAUAAAUAAAAAUAAAAUAGUUAAAAUAAUAAUAAUGAUCAUCUUCAUUUGCUAGUAGUAGAAAUGUUAAAUAGUAGAAUAGAUUAAUAAUGAAACUACUAGCUUUGCUGAGCACUAAGGUAAAACUUUUUAUCGUAGAGCAAGUUUUGAUGUUGAUUAAAGGAAUGUCAAUAUAUUUUAUCCUAAGAUUAUAAGAGUUGGUAUUAUUAUAUUUAAAUAACUUAGAUUUAUACUUAGACAUAUUGCUUGUUUUUUAUAAAGAUCUCCAAUAUUUAGUACCCGGUAUAGUUUCAAUAGUGCAUUUGAAGGAAAAGAUUUCGAUUUAUUUAAAAUAAUUUUUAUUAUGUUCUUUUGUGCUGUUGAUAAAUUAUAUUUUAAGGUAGAAUUACAGCUUCCCCGUGCGAUUAUUCCGUAGUGUAUUAGAUUUUGGACCAUUGCAAAGUAUGUUAUUUUAAGGUAGUUUUUAUUUAAUAUUUUUUUUGCAAUAAGGAAAAAGUGUGUUAGUUGUCUCAGUUUUAUUAUUAAAUUAUUACAUAGAAAUGUGAGUAUUCCAUUAUAGAUUUUGGUCAAUAAAUACUCUUAGGUGUUUAACGGAUGAGUGUAUAAUUUUGGACAUGAGCAUGACGCCGCGUUGUAAUUAUUUUUAUGUAUGGUCAAAUUAAUUUUAUUCGGCGCAUUUAUUAAAUCAUUAAUAAAAGCAACACAUUUGGAUUUAUCAAAAUUUAUAUUUAGUUUAUUAUUUGAAAACCAAUUAUCAAGUAGUGAAAUAUAAGAUUCGUUUAUUUUUGCAUAUUUAAUUCUCAAUUAGAACUAGAUACUAUAAUUGCAGUGUCCUCCACAUACGAGUAGAUUUUUCCGUUUAACGGAAGUCUACUUAGUGCAGUAAGUACAUAAUAUAUAAAAUUGGGGACACUACUGUACUCUGAAGGACUCUUCUAUUUAUAUUUCCUACUUCACUUAGGGUAUUAUCUAUUUUGACUUGUUGGGCCCUAUCUUCUAGAUACGAUUUAAAAACUGCAAGAGCUUACCCAGUGAUACCAAAAGAGUUUAAGCUAUCUAGUAGUAUUGUAUGUGAUAUGCUAUCGAAGGCUUUGCUGAGAUUUAGAAAUAUUUCAAUAGUUUUAUUAUGAUUAUCUAAAUUGUCAUAUAUAUCUUUAGUUAGGUUUGCUAGAGCAUCUCCCGUACCUAAAGCUUUUCUAAAACCAUACCAUGUGAGUUGGGUAACAAAUUAUUUUCUUCUAAAUAAUUUAUUUGUCUGGUUUUAAUAGUUUUUUCAAAUAUUUUAGAAAAUACAUUCAAUAAACUAAUUGACCUAAAAUUAUUUAUGUCAGUUUUUAAACCUUUACCUUUGUAUAUAGGCGAAACUAAUGCAUUUUUGAAGGAGUCUGGGAUAAUUCUUUCUUUUAGUAUUUGAUUAAAAAUUACAAAAUAUAUAUGUCCAUAAUACAUUGUAUUCCUCGGCAUUCCUCGACUGACAUCACAUUUUCAAAACAAAUAUGCACUAUAAUUAAUAUUAAUAUAAUAAAAGCGCGCAGGAGCAGGGUGGAAAAUGAUGAAGGCCGCGCGUUUUAUUGUAAUAAUAUUUUAGUGGUGCGUCAGCAAAAUAACACCUCUCUAUUCGAGGGAAAAAAAUAUUCGUUUCUGAAUAAACCGGUCGGGAUUAAUAACACACACACAAACACAUACAAUUAUAAUCGUAUACUAUCAUUAUACUUAUAUGCAUAUACCGACUAAUCGAAUUCUAGGUAACGUGAUUAUUAUCGUUGGUUUGUUUUUUUUUAACGAUGAUGUCGUUGUUUUACGGUUUUAUUUAGAUUUUAGUUGUGUCGCCGCGGCCGGUGUCCUAUUAUAAUUAAUAGGCGAUGAGUUAAUUAGAAUUAAGAAUUAUUUAACGAUUCUAUGAUGAUAAGAAAAAACGGAAAACAAAUUCACUUAAAAUCCUCUAAGAUAAUUGCUGGUUCAUGAUAAAAAAAUCACUCAUUAUAUAUAUUCAUUUUUAUGUCAAAAUGAGAAGAUAUUGAAACGAGUUGCGAGUAUCGUUGAAGUAAAUUUUAAUACAACAAAGAUUUUUCCGAGAACAUCCGUCUGAUAAUUUAUUCGAGAUUUAUUUGAACUAUACGUUUUUUCUACUUUCAAUUCCAACAAUUGAACAAACAAAUUAUUAUCUGCAGUGUAUUCGGUUUUUAAUGGGAAGAGAUAUGGAUUUUUUUGCAGGUGACGUCAUCGUGAAUAAGUAAUAUUUCAUGUAUUUUAUUGAAUAAUAUUCCCGUGAAAAUUAAAUAGGUAUAGGUAUAUUAAAUAAAACAUUGCUGCAAAUAUACCUAAAGGUAAUGCUUAGUAUAAAUACCAUGCUCCAAGCUGCUUAAAACCGCUCUCGUAAAAUCGUAAAACCACGAAUUUAUUACCACGACUGAGAAAGAUCAUAAUACGCAUAAGUACCAAAAUUCUACCACCGCGCUUGCAAAUUUAUACUUUAAUUAAUAUUUUAGUGCAACAAUAUUCGUAAUGCAGGUUAUUCCUCUUUUCUAUCUUCUGCAUUAUUAAUAAUUUUGUAAAUUCAUAAUGCCAAUAAGAAUUUUAACGUUCCAUAGAAUAUCUGUAAAGGUUUUUUUUUAGUAUUCUAUGAUUUUGUAUUAUACCAUGGGCGUGCUUAGAUGGGGGAGGAGUUAAGGGUUUUAACUAUCCCUUAAUAUAUAGUAUUACAAUAUUCAAUUAUUAUUCUAUGUAUUUCUACUUUCUUCAUUGUAGAUUCUGAGUUGUAGUGAAUAAUGUAUUGGUUUUACUAAGAUGUUUUUUUUUAUUUUUAUUUUUUUUUUUUACUGUGCACAAAAAUUCUACCAGAAAUAUUGCUCAGUUAUUUACGCAUGGCACCAUUUCUGAAAUAAAAUGUUAUCUAGAUGGUACUUUUAAGAGGUCAUUUUUCGAUUUUCCAAGCAGUUUUCAUUAUAUGUGGGAAAAACCAGUAUAAAACGUAAGAAAAACGGAAAAUUUACAAAACUAACACUUAUUAUUUUUCAAUUGUGUUAUUUGUUAUAAUUCAACUAAAAAUAUUCCUAAAGACUUAAAAUUUGGACAGACAACGUAUAUUCGCCUUUUUAAGACAUGGUAAGAUUUUCGAAUCAUUUAAGCCAUUUUUAAGCUUUUUAUAAAAAAUUUUAUAUUUUUAUUGAAAUUCGGUUAAAAAUAUUCGUAUCGAUUCUAUGGACAUAAAAUUUGUAUUGCCUUUUCAAAACGUAGUAAAAUGUUCUAAAAAUGUAAGCCAUUUUUGAGACAUUUAAAUUUUGCGAGUUUUUACGUAAUUUUUAUUCAGUAGGUACUCUGUGGUAAAAUGGUUAGGCUUAAGAAAUGCUUGAAAAUUUUACAGGAGGUUCAUUAAGAGUCUUACUUUUUGGUCAAAAAAUUUGAGUUUAAUAUAGUUUUUUUUUUUUUUAUAAAAGAACUUUAAUUUCAAAUUUUGACGAAAAUUGUUGAGUAAAAAAUGAUGUGGAAUAAAACUAAUUUUUCAUUUUUUUUUUUGAACAUAUGAAUUUUGCCGAUUUAAGAACUUUGGUGAAGUCAAAAUUAAGCUGACUGACUUUUUUUUUGAAAUUAUAGCUUUUUGAAGUUCUGAUAUUAUGUAGAUAUUAUGUCAUGUUAAUUGACUAAAUUGUCAUUUCUAUAGUGUGUUUGUCGUAGCAGAAUGGUAACAUACAUACCUAGUUUCUUCUUAGGGUUUGUGAGUUCAAACCCGUGUUUCGUAAAAAAUUGUUUGCACUUAUUUUUCCCUUUUAACUAAAUAGGGAAAAAACAAAUACAUUUUAAGUGUACCUAGAGACCUAGCUAUCGCUCGCUCGGACUAUUUUAAUCGACAAAUACCCCUUGAUUUGUUGUAUAAACUUUUCCACCAGAAAUCUUGCUCCGAUGUUUCAAGUGUAGUAUUUUUUCGAAAAGGACUUUAGGAAUUUUUUUUUUCAAGCUAAAUUUUAGUUGUAAAAUAAUUUUUUUAAUGAAUAAAACAAUAACUUAACAUUAUAACAUAAUAAUUUCGAAUUUUUUUUUAAAUUAUUGCUGCUGAUCACAAACUAAAAUACGAUCUCAGUUUGUAAACAACAUCAAAGUAUUCUCAGCUAGAGAGAAAGCGGACUAUGCUGGAGUAGUAUUUUUCUCUUACAUAUUCCGAAGAGCGAUUGCUUAUGUGAUGGCCUAUUCCAUGAACUUUAAGGACUGGCAACUGAUUAACUGCCAAUAAUUGUUAACUACUUAUUUUGUGUCACCUUUUAAAAUAAAAUCUACCAACAGCGCCACAAUGUAUUCACUGUCAAUAGCCAGCUAAGUUAAGCAUUAUUUAGAUAAAAAAGUUUAUUAAUAUAUUUAUCCCCUAAAUGUAUUUUUACCGGGGACGUUUAUUCACCUCCUCGGUAGGUUAUUUCGUGAAUGUUUUUACCACGUAUGCACGUAAGAAACCAAAUAGUUUAUUUAUUAUAUAUACUAUGAUAGUUUUUUGUGGAGAGAGGGAUUGGGAACGUUAAAAUUGAAUAUCGUAAAAUUAUACUGAGUAUACUGCCAAUCCUGCUAUCGGAUUUAAAGUGGGACUAAAGGUAUUACGGAAAUAUUAAAGGCAUUUCGCCGUAGUUUAUUUAUUAAAACAAUACUACGGAGCAUAACCUAAUCGACUUAACAGUAUCAAGUUUAAAUAAUUUCGGAUGCCAUUGUAUUUAAAGCAUAGUCGAAACAAUAAUAAAUAAUACUUCGCUAAAAUAACCGGCAGGGAAGCCAUCUCUAAAUAAGAAAUGUGUUGCGCGUGUAUUUUCAAUAAUAAAACAAAAAAAAACUUAAUUGUUAUAAUAUUAUUAUUGCAAAACUGUUUGUCUAUCAUAAGCAUUAUGCUUAUGAAAAUUUCUUCACCUUUUUAAACUAGUCUAAUAACAAAUAAUAAUCCAAAAAAAUGUAUUGCAAUAUUUUUUUACUUUUUUUAACAUUGUUUGUUUAACACUUCAUUUUCGUUAAAACAAAAGCACUUUUUUGUACACUGUGUAGGUUGUUUAAGAACUUAAUUUUUGAGCGCAUCAAUGUGUCAAAAAUGGUUUAUUGUUGUGUACAGAUAUAAAUUAUGUAACUUAAUCCUAACUUUCCACAUACAACAGUAGCUCACACAUCAGCAGUAUCAGUUUUUGUUUUAGUGACCUAGUUAAAAAUUUGUUUUUAUUUUUUUUAAUUCUACAUCGCAUACAUAUAUUACAUACAAUAUAAUUGCCAAUAUUGAUAAUUAUUGCAAACAUUUUUUUCACCGGAAAAAUUCUCUAUUAUACAUACAUAACAUUUUACAUUUUUUUGCGUGUGGUCAGGCCGCAUAGUUUGUAUUUCAAUAAAAUAAAAAUUAUACACGAGUUACCUACGUUGGAAAUAUUUUGUUAAUAUGAAAAUAGAAUAUAUAAUAUUUACGCAGUUAUUUAAAGUGUACUAAAUGAAUACAACGAUAAUUUCUCGAGUUUUCAAAAAAAAAAAAAUGCCUAAUGUAAAUUAUCAAUUUUUUUUUUAAGAGGUUUAUUGUAAUUUGUAUUUGUGUGAUAAAAAAAGUCAAUCAUCUUUUUUGAAAGAAAAUAUUGUUAUAUUGACUAGAUCGUACUUUAAGAAGGUCAUUUUUGAUUUUCCAAGCAGUUUUCAUAAUAUCAGGAAAACUCAGGAUAACCGUGAAAAAACGGAAAAAUUUAUGAAAAUAAUGCUUUUAUUAUUUCAAAUUUUGUUUUUUAUGUAAUUCAGUUAAAAAUAUUCAUACUUAUUCGUAGAUUGAAAUUUGGACAGAAAACUUAUAUUUGUCUUUUCUUGAAGUUGCCAAAAUGUUGCGCAAUUUAUAGACAUUUUAAUUUUGCGAGUUUUGUACGUAAUUUUUAUUCGGUAAAUGCUCUGUAGAUAAAAUUGCUGGACCAAACAGAAAUACUUGAGAAUUUAACAUGAAGUCCAUUAAAAGUCGUACUUUAAUUUGUGGUAAAAUACAAGUUUUAAGCAAAGACUAAUUGGCUUAUAAGCUUUAAAUAUUCAUCGAAAUGACAACAUUAACAUAGAAAAUAUUGUUGAUCAAACCGCUUGCAAAACGCUGCUUAAAAAAAAAGUAUUUUGGACUUGGUCAUCUAACUUUUAUUAUUAUUAUUAUUUUUGUAAUUUUUACUAUCAUUAUUUUAACUGUUAUUUAUUCAAUGUGAAAAAAAUAAAUUUAACUUUUAAAUUGUACUGUUUUACUGCAUUUGUACAAUAUAUCUGUUGUCUUCUAAGUUAGCAUAAGUUGAAAUGGCAUCAGAUAUACAUUUUUUAAGUUUUUGUUGACCAAAGCGGUGGCAUUCAAGGGUAAAAAUAAAGUAUGUAAUAAAUAAAAAAAUAAGUAAAUAAUAUAUACCACAGUUGAAUAAAUGAAUAUACAUAGGAAUAAAAUCAAAAUGAAAACAAUUAUAAAAAAGACGUUCUAGGAUAAUGGAGACGGGUGCAGCCACUGCUAUAGAUAAUUUAAUGUUAAGCAAUAAAAAACCAUUGCUUACGAUAAAACGAUUCUGAGAGAUGUUUAGUUGAUAUUGAUGCUUUGUCAACAAUAUAUAUGUUAUUUUAAAGUAAAAUAAUUAAAUAGGCUUUAUAUAUUUUCCUUAAUAAUAUUUGUUUCGUGUAUUACCGAUUUUCCCAGUUUUUCCAGGUUUCCCCAUGUUUUAUCCCGCUUUUUCACAUUUACUGGGAAAACUCUUGAAAAAAUCGAAAAAUUACCUCUCUAAAAAACUUAGCUAUUGAAAUUUCUUUUUAGAAAAAUUGCUAUCAUUAAAAGUUGAAGCAAAAGUACUGGUAGAAAAUUGUUCGCUGCCCUUUCUCCGUUGAAUUGAUCCGAAGACACCCCUAAGCAAUACUGUUAAUCGAGUUUCGUUCUGAAUCGUUUUUUGUUGGAAAUACUUAAAUUUACUUAGAUACAGAUAUAUAUUAAGUUUCCCUCAAUAUUCUACCUUCCUAACUUCUUAUCUAUAUCAGUGGUCCACCUAUCGUGCAAAAUGUGUCAUUUUUUUUUUAUUAAUCAUUAAUAUCAAAUUUAAUUAUUUUGCCCCCUCAAUAAUCAAGUUCUGGAAACGAUUACUAUAUAGUAGGUUAUUAUGUAUUUUUGGCAAUCUGUUCGAUUUUCAUUUUGGAUUCUGAGUAUAGCGGUUUUACAAAGAUGUUAUUUUUUUUUUUUUUUAUACUGUGUACAAAUAUUUUAUCAGAAAUCUUGCUCUGAUGUAUACAUGUGGUGGCACCAUUUUUGAAAGUGAAUGUCGUCCAGAUGGUCCUUUUAAGAAGUCAUUUUUUGAUUUUCGUAAUAAGUGGGAAAAACUAGGAUAAAACUAAGAGAAACGGGAAAUUUAUGAAAAUAGUGCUUUUAUUUUUUUUAAAUUUUGUUAUUUAUUGUGAUUCAGUUCAAAAUAUUCGGAGAGACUUGAAAUUAGGAUAAAAAACUUAUAUUCGCCUUUUUUUAGAUGUGAUAAAAUUUUCAAAACAUUUAAGCCAUCUUUGAACUAUUUAUAAACAUUUAAAUUUUGCGAGUUUUGAACGUAAUUUAUAUUCAGUACGUAGUCUGUGGUAAAAUUGUUAGGCUUAACAGAAAUACCUAGAAAUUUAAUAGGAGGUUCAUUAAGAGUCUUAGUGGUAAAAAAAUAAAAUGUGUUUAAUGUAGUAUUUUUUUUUAUGAAGGAAUUUUCAUAUAAAAUUUUGACGGAAAUCGUUUGAGUAAAAAAUUAUGUGGAACAAAUUUAAUUUUUAAAUUUUGUUUUAUGAACAUAUAAUUAUUGUCGAUUUAAGAACGAUGGUUAAGUCAGAAUUUUCGAAAUUAUAGCUUUUUGAAGUGCCGAUAUUAUGCGGAUGUAAUAUGUCAUGUUAAAUAAUUCUAUAUUGUCUAUUUUUAGGUUAUACAUACCUAGUUUCAUACUAGGGGUCAAGAGAUCAAACCAUGUAAUGUUUGCACUCUUUUUUCUCUUUCACCUAAACAGGGAAAAACAAAUGUCUUUUGGGUGUACCUAGCUAGGGUCUUGUUUUCUCAACAAAUGUGGAAAACCGAAACUGAGGAAAAACCGGAAAAUCUGUACAAUAUUAUACAAAUAUUAUUAAAAAAAAUAUAUAAUGUCUAUUUAACUAUUUUACCAUAAUAAAACACAUAUAUUGUUAACAAGGCAUCACUAUUAACUGAACUGCGCUUAGAAUCGUUUUUUUGUUAGCAAUGUUUUAUCGUUGCUUACAGAUAUACAUUAAAUUAUCUAUAGCAGUGGCUGCACCCAUUUCCAUUAUCUUAGGAUGUCUUUUUUUUAUUAUAAUUCCGUUAAAAUUGCCUGUACCUCUUAAAUAUAUAUUAUUUAUCGAUAAUAAUUUUAUUAUUAACAGUCUAUAGUGGCUCCACUGUGUGACAUUGAAAACUGACAAAAAUAACACUCAAAUUGAAAUAUUUUUUCAUGUUAUUAUAAUAAAUAAUUUUUAAAGAAGUUCAUCUUGCAUUUAAAACUGGUUUCAAAUACGCAGUGAAGCCUUAAUUGACCUAUAGUUGCAGUACUCGAAACAUUAGUCCCUUGUUCAUCAUAAUAAUCUAAUAACUUAUUCGCAUCAUCUGCUGACAACUGUAAACGCAUGUACUUCUCCUGGUACCAUUUUCUGGAUUUUUAAUAUAAAUUUGGUAAUUCUGCUUGGAAGAUCAAAAGCUUUAUAGAAGCUAUACAAGGUAUAGCUCUUAUAAAGUUUACAAAGCUCUUAUAAACUUUAUACAACGUUUUUAAUUUUCUUGAAUCUUUAAGGAAGUAAUUUUUUGCAAAUUUCUCGCCCAUUUUCUGAAAAGGAAGAAAAAUGACAAAUCAAACACCUCUUGAUUCGCACAGAAUAAGCAAUAAUAUUACCAAUUUUUGAAAUUUUCAUGUAUUUUGUUAUGGCUUCUAUUUGAUCGUUUACCGAUAUAAAAUGUUCGAAACAUUUUAAAUAAAUAACUCAAGUCUUAAAAAGUUUUUGAACCACAUCUAGAAAGGGCUGAUAUUAAUAUUCGGUUGAAGUUUAAGGUUUAUAUGAUUUAAUGAUUAUUUUUAAUGAAUCGCAAAAAAAAAACAAAAUUAAAAAGAACCUUAAUUUUUUUUUCUGAAAUAUUUCUGUUUUUCAGAUGUUUUUCCUUAAUUCGCUAUCAAAUACCACAUAACCAUAUCAUAUGGUUUAAUUAAGAAUCCUAGUCGAAAUGUUAUUAACAAGUAGAAAAGAAAAAUACUACAAAAUUUAAAACUAAUUUUCCCCUUCUUUUGAUUUCAACUGCCCUGUGUGACAACCAAAUCAAAUAAUAUAAUAAUAUGCCUUAAGUGUCGCAAAAAUGUUAAGAAAAAAAUUUGAUAAUAUAUCCAAAUAAAAAUGUAAAUGUUCGAAUAUUAUCCUUUCGUCUACAUUCUAUUAUCAUUUAAAAUAGAACAGACGGUGAUAGUAGAACACUGAGUCAAAAAAAAAAAAAAAAAAAAACGUCAAAACUUUGUAUUUUAUAGUGAUGCAUCUGCGUCAGUAUCAAACUUCCAUACAAUACACUGUUAUAUAAUAUGUAAUAUAUCCCAGCGAGUUAACGGAGUAAAGUUUUUUUUUGGUUUAUUCGGAAAAACUUUAAACUUUAGUGACAGCAGUAUAUAUAAUAUACAUACGCCAUGUACGAUUUGACUUGUUCAAAUAAAACUGCCGAGCAGACAAAUUUAAUAAUUUAUAACAAUUUUAUUUUCAUCUCGAAGAGCAAAAAAAAAAAUGGUACCGUAUGAUGCCCGAUUCCAUUUAAAUCCUUUAUUUAUAAAUACAUAAUGUGUAUUACAGUCGGACUUGGUUAAUUUGAAGUUGAAGAGACUGGCAGAGAAGUUCGAGUUGUCCAAGAAUCCGAGAUAUCGAAUUUCCAUUUUAUUUUUGUUCAUCUUAAUGCUGACAUCACGAAUGAAUAUCUUAAAAUUGUAAACAUGUCCCGUUGAAACGUAACGAAGCAUUAAAGUGUAUAAUAUGGAUAACGUAUAUUUUCAUUUAUAUGCUGAGAUAUAUAGUAAUGUUCUCUUUUGAAACAGGGUAUACCUAUGUAGGUUGUAAACAAUAUGAUUUUAAAUGAAAUCAUAUUUUACAUUCACUAUCUUUUUUUUUUUUUUAGCGAGGGUAUAUAAGGCUCACUUAAGAAAUAACGACCUAUUUUCUUCAUAGCACACCUUGCGAAAAAAAUCAUGUGCAUGCCUAUGCGAGAAUAAUUGUGUAUAUUUAUACGAAUCACAUAAAAUGUUUUGAGUGGAGAAAUAAAUAAUUUAUAAAGAGGAAAUCGAAAAUCAAAUAAUAAACUGUUAAAUUAAAUUAUUUUAAUAUGGUGCUAAUAAUUAUAAUAAUUUGGGAUAAAUUAAUAAAGUAACGCGAUUAUACAUUUUGUGAACGCAAAAAGCCUAAUACAUUUUUAAUGAAUUUCUAGGGAUGUUACAUUACUCACCAUUUAUUUCGUAACAUUGUGUGGCUCUGUAUUAUAUUCAGGAAACGUUUGGAUUAUUUUAUUUCAUCUAGUCGUUCGAAGGUUACUAAUAUAUCCGGGAUUUGAGACUUUACCGAAUAUAUGGGCGUUGACUUUAGCUCAGUAUGCCUUUCACGAUGAGUAAGCUUCUAAAUCGCAUCAGAUUAUCUUUUAUAAGAACGCUCUGUUUUUUUAUUUUGUUAUUAAAAUGCUGUUGCCUCUCUAGACGUUUAGAUAUUAUUUUUUAAUAUAAUUAUAAAAUAAUAUUGUCCUCGCGAAGCUAUACGUCCUUUAACAUUUAAAGGUAAUUGGUUAUAUAAUUCAAACAAAUAUAUAUAAAAUAAUGGCAUUUUUUUAUUUUUCUUCUUUUUUUUUUUCGUUAACUUUGUUUUAAAUGAUUUUCUGGUUAGGUGAAACAUAAAAUAAUAAUAAUAUCUUCCUAUAGUAAAGUCAAUUCAAUUUUUUUUUCAAAGUUCGAAGUUUUUGAACCAUUAUUGCAUUGUAUAAAAUAUUAUCUGGUCGUAUUUUGAAACUAAAAAAAAAAAUACUGAUCAUGUUGGCUACAAUAAUUGAAGGGGACACUUAAAACGCUUAUAAAAAACUACUGCAUUUUGCUUGAUCUAUUUUUUACCAGUUACUUAGUGCCAGUUGCGAGUAUUGCAAAUAUCUCAGGGGCCUUUUAUAUUUAAAAAUUUCGCUCCUGUAAAUAUUUUUAUUGACAUUCAUACGAUAAUGCCGUUAGACAGCCUAUUGACUAUAUAUCGUUUAUUUUACAAAUCACUCAAAAAAAAUUCAACUAAUUACUACUCCAUAGAUAUCUAAUACCGUAAUUCCUACACUUAACUUUGCUUCUUUAAAUGACGUCCCUGAUUUCUCGUGUGCUUUAGGAGAGGCUAAAAAAUAUCCGAAAAUAUUUCAUCCAAAAAUAAAAAAUAAAUUUAUUAUGAAAGUAUUUAAUUAGAAGUAUUGUUUUGAACUCCUAUUGAACCUCGUAUUAAAUGUACAUACGUUUCUGUUAGAUCAAAUGAUAUUAUUACCAUGAGACCAAAAAAAUAAACAAAAUAUUCGUUAAUUUAAAAUGUUUAUAAAUAGCUCAAAAGUCGCUAGAAUAUUUUGAAAAAUUGACACGCCUAGAAAAAAAAUAAUAUGGUAUUCAGUAAAAAUCAGGUCUUUAAGAUUAUUUUUUAACCUGCAAGUAACAACAAAAAUCAAAAUAGAAAACAAUAAGAAAUUGAUAUUGCCAUAAACCGCCCUUUUUUUUUUUAGUUUUCCUCAAUUGUUAUGAAAACUGUAUUAAAAAUCCAAAUGAUCUCAAUGUACCAACUAGAUUAAAAAUUCUAAAAAAAUGUUUUGUAUCUUUUCUUGAUUGAACCAAGAUUUCUUGUAGAAAAGUUGUUCACUAACAGAAAAAAAGUACACAUCCUUCCAGUGCCUCUUAAAAAACCAAGACAACAUCUAUGAUGCUAAAAUCAUAAAAAAGGUACGAUAUCUCCAAUAAAAACUUAUCCGUUAAAAAAGAACCAUAUUUCCAAAUAGAUGAUAAUAUGAGAACUCAGAAGACACGAAAAAAAGUUCCAGAACUUUCCCAAAAAAGUCAGCUUAUCAAAAUAGUUAAAAUAGUUAUGUGUGUAUUGUACCCGAGUUUGUUUUUUAGGCAUCGUUCAGAAACUGUUGAUGUCACUGCCCAAAUAUUAAGAAACACAAAUAAAAGAGCAGUUUUUCUCAUUAAAGUAGGAAUGAAGUAAGGUUCUGGACGAAACAACAGACUUGGCCAUAAUUUAGAUUCAUAUAAUAUAGAUUUAGACUACUUCAAUAGGCUGACUUUUUUCUGGAGGAGGUCUGGGAAUUGGGCUUUUUUUCAUUUUUGUUAGGGAAUAUGCCUUGCGUUAUUAAAUUCUAAGCGAAUUUAAAGAAAACAUUCCGCUCAAUGACACUAGCUGUGCAUAUAGAAAAUAUUUUAUUUCUAAGAAACUUUGUUCGAAUAGGGUAAUUUGAUAAAGUCGUACACGUGGGACGAGAACAGUAUAUUGGUGGAGAACUUUGGUUGACAAAUUAUUAUUCUGUUUCUUAGAAUGUAUCCCGACGAUUCUCGUAACUCUUGUAUAUUUAUUACCGGGAAUGUAAAAAUUCGGUGUAAUUGAAUUUGUUUUAUUUUUUUUGUUUUAAUUUUCAACGGAGUCGCGGAAUCGGAAAUUAUGAAUUCGUUAUUAUAACUUAUUAGUAUUUUUUUUAACAAAAUCAAUAUAUUCACGAUUUGUUUUAUAACAAAAUAUAUUUAUACAUAUUUUGGUUUUGACGUUAAAAAAUUAUUUUCCGAUUCGAUUUUCCGAAUGAUUUUCAUAAUAAUUGGAAAAAAAAAAACUGGAAAAAACGUAAAACAAAAACGAACACAUUUACGACGUCAACAAUUUCAUUAUUUACAAUUUUUUCGAUUUAGUUUUCUUACCAGAAAUCUUAUUUUGAAGUUCAAAUGUAGCAGGGUUUCUAAGAGAAAAUGUAGUUUAGUUAAAUUCCAAAAAACCAAGAAACCAAAAAAAAUAGAGCUGACUACUAGAGACGAGUGCCACCACUGUUGUAGGUGGGUAGUUUGAAAGUUGAGAUACUUAAAAUUAUUUAAUUUAUAUCUGUAACCAACGAUAAACCAUUUCUAACAGAAAAUACUAUUCAGAGCGAAAUGUGAACAAAAUUAAAAACAAUGAAAACGGUAUACCCUAGGUACGCCGUAUAUAUUUGCCGUUUUGUCUAUAUUUUUUUUAUUUUGAAGAACCAUUAAUUUAGACCCUUUUUUUUUGAGAGUGAAUUCGGCUACAUACUUUUAAUUUUCAAGUAGCAACAUACAUUAAAAAAAACGGAAUAUUAGUUUAAAUACAUUUUAAUACUAACACAUUUUUCGAUUUCAAUCAACUCUACGAUAAAAGAGCUAAGUCAUUAAUGAGAUGGCGUUAGAGAAACGCGAAUUAAGACGAAAUUAAAAGAUUAAAUAUCUCGUAAAUAUAGAGAGAGGAAUAUCUGUGAUAAAGGUAAUCAGAUAGAGAAAUAGAUAUUCGAGAGACUGCGAAAAGUAAAUUAGGGCAAUCGAAAAUAAUAUAUAGUGUUGGUAAAUCAAAGAAAACUACUUUUAGUCCAGGUUAACGUGAUUCGAUUUUAUAUCAUAAAAUUACUAAAAAUAAAAGCUGGUGCCAUUGUUCUAGUUGGAUUUAGAUACUAUUCUAAGCAAAGUUACACGAGUUUUAUUUGAAAUUCUACAAUUUGUAUUAAGUGUGUCAACACUUAAAUUUAAAUUAAAUAUAUAAAAAAAAAUUACAUUACGAUACGAUGAACUUUGUUUUUUGGUCACUAAACACAAAUUAAUUUUGAAUCUUGUGUAAAAUUACAAUAAAAAAAAACAAUACUAAAAAUAAUAAAUCUUUUAUUGUUGUAAAUUUAGUGGUUUAAUUAUUAUGAAAAUUGUUUAGAAAAUCAAAAAAUUAUCUCGUCUUUGCAGCAACUAAAUUUAAAUUGCUACUCGUGUCAUAUUUUGAUUGGAGAAAGAUUUAUGGUAGAAAAGUAGCUCAUGGAUUGGAAUAUAAAAUCGCACACAUAAUUGACCAAUAAAUUCCCCUUACUUCGUUCAGAAUCUAAAUAAAUAUAGUUUUAUAUUUGUAUUUUGAUUAAUGAUUAUGAAUGUACUAUUUCGGUAUUAGAUUUGUAAAUCCUUUAAUCUUAACCAAUACCUUGCAAAUCAUCGUCAUUGAGUGUUUUAUAUUAGUGUCUACUUUUUUUCGGGAUUUAUCAACAACUUAUAUUUCAUUUUAUCUCAGUGUGUGACGUGUGAUUGAGUCACGAGAUAAGUUCGCAAAGACCACUGUCCCAGACGGAACAAUAUUGAAAUAUUUGAAAUUAUAUUCUAUGAUUUUUUUUUUUCUUUUACUGAUCGGGCGUACUAAGAAAGAACUGACCUCUUUUCCCAAACAUCAUAGUGGAAUAGAAUAAAAAAAAGUAUAUAUACCUUAUAUUUUUGAAAUUUAUAAUUUCAUAUCUAUUUUGAUUUUUGAAUAACUUUUUACGCUUUUUACACAAAUAUAAUAUCUAUUAUCUAUUAUUAUUUUAAAAUCAUUAUUCAUUAUUGUGUUUUAUUGUAUCUUAUUGUUGUAUUUAGAUGUUCCGUCGUAUUGGGGAGAACCUUUAUCUACGUACCAGAUGCCCAAAACGCAGUACGCAGAACCCGAAGAUUCGGUCAGAUUAUACUGCGAGGGUUUUGUAGGUAAAUUGAGUUAUUCGGAAAAGAAUUAUGUUUAUAAAUAAUUUUUCCGUUAGUAUAAAAUUUUAAACGAAUUUCGAAAUGUGUUUGUUCAUAUAGGUAAUGUUGACCUUCCGGAUGCUGUUAACAAGAUAACGUGGAAGAAAAUCGGUGGAAAUCAAACGAUAGAGUCCAACGAGAAUUACAGAAUUGAAAAAAUCAUUAGGUAUGGUCAAAAUAAAUUAUUUAUGAAAAAAACAAAAAUAUAUUUUCUUUGCGUUUUAUUCUUAUCGUUAUUAUUUUUAUUUUCGCAGAGAAGAUAACCAAGUUCUGGGAGAAAUCCUAUUUAUAAAACAUAUUAAAGAAAUGGACUUCGGGCAGUAUAUGUGUUCCAUUAGUAAUUCUGAUGACCAAAUGUUGCAACAAUUUAUAAACAUUACAAAACCGGGUAAGUUUUCUUUUUUUCCAAUAGUUUUGUGCUUGACUUAACUUGACAUUACGAUAUGUAAUUAUUCUCAUCGUUCUAUAUAAUAUUAACAUUUCCCAUCGAAUUUAUAACUAAUUAUCCGCAUAUUUGUAAAUAUUGUGUACGUUAUACUCGAUUUGAAAAUUAUGGCGAUAUUAUAAUCCUUGUAUAGCGAUAAGAUACAAAUACAUUUUUUUUUUUAUUUUCGGAAAAAACUUUUGGUUAGUACAAAUUUUCAGAAUUUUUUCAUACAGUUCCUUAAAAAUAAGGAAUUUCUACCCGAUACUUAACAAUAAACAUAUAUUUGAAAUAGAUCCUAUUUUUGAAAAAUUAUUAUUUAAGUAUGGGUACAGAUAGAAUUAUAGUUUUAAAUAACAAUAUAUUACGAAAUUUAAAAUCAAUAAUUACCUAAUUUUUACUCGAGUGCACGCGAAAAAAUUGGGAACUAUAGUCUGUAAUUAUUAUUGUCGACCAAAUAAUUUUAUUAUGGUGUGCCGAUUUUUAAUACCUAUCUAUUCAAAAUGAUUUAAAUUGAGUUUUAUACAUAAAUAUAAUAAUAAUGAUAAAUUAUUUAUAUCAGUGCCGUAGCCAGGAGGCACUAAGGGCACGUGUCCUCCACCUCAAAAAUGUUUCUACCUAUUGUACUAGUAUAUAUCAGAGAUUUCAAAUCCGUGACACACGUCUCCAUGCCUUUAUUGGGAUGAGCGUCGAAUGGCGUAUCGUGUUCUGCACUGACUAAGAUCAGUCAUUCAAUCACGUACCGAGACCGUAAGGCGGCCAGAGUACGUGGAUUUAGUGUAGGUUCUGUUUGAAGAUACAGCGUAUUAUGAAUAAAUAAAACCACGUUUUAUUUUUUUAUGGUAAUCAGGUAAUUUAUUAAUUAUGAGAGAAAAACAACGAAUGUAAGUUGGACGAAGGAAUGAAAGCCUCACCAAAUGAACAUAAAAAUAUAUAUGUAAUUACAAAAAGGUCCCAACCUCUAAUUCCAUGGGCUCGCGGCGUCAGACCUUUUAGAUGCGCAGGGUUUCGUCAAAGGGCGGGUUCUGGUCCACCCCAGGCAAUUGUGUGUUACAUUAGUAGGUACAAUUAAAAUUGUUUUUUUUUUAUUUAUUCAUGGUAUAAUUUAAGCGUAACGAUAAUUAUACAAAAAAACCUGAUCAAGUUGAAAUUCAACAUAUAAUAUACUUAGAGGAAAGUGGAGCUAGUUGAUAUAAAGAUAAUUUGUUCCAUUUAAAUUUAAAAAAAAGUAUCGGUGGUAACACUGCGUAAUCAAACUGGUGAUAAGAUAAACAUAUAUUACCUCAAUAUUUUCUGUUUCUGUUAUCGUAAUCAAUAUAAUGAUUUUAGUGAUAAUCGUACCUAAAACCUACAUUUCAUGAUUUAUAUCGAAUCAAAUAAAAUAAAUUGUUUUAAAGGUUAGUUCUUUUAUGUUUAUUUAAUUGGUUGUUUAGCUUUUGACGUACAAUUUCAUCAUAUAAUGAGUGAUUUAAAACAAGUUGAUAAAGUGAUAAGAUAAGUUAUACUAACAAGUGUUCGUUAAGGCUAGUUGUUGCAUUUAUAUCGGGGCACGUUUUUACUGAUAAAUCAUCAGUAUAAAAAGUUUUUUUUUUGUACAAUUUAAAAUUGAUGUUAUUUAAUAUUUAUUCUUGAUCAUUUAUUUGGAUUAAACAAUUUAUCAAUUAUACAAUUUUUGUGUAAAUCCAAAUUUUGAGAAAAUAUUUAUAUUUAACAGUAUUUAAAUUGGUAUGUAAUGUUGUUUAUAAUGAUACAACCUUACAAAAUAAAAAAAUAAAAAAUAGUUUUAUUAUUUAAUUUUGUUUAAUAAUAUUAAAUUUAUAAUUUUAAAAUAUUGUAACAAAUUUCCCUCUGUUUGUGUCAUCAUACCCCACCCGAGAACAAUUUGUUACAAAAUAAGUUUGUGAGUUUAACUUAAAUUUUUGGAAAAACUAUUUAUUUGUAAAAAAUAAUUUUCAUAAACAAAUUAUGCUUGUUAUGUUACUAAUGGGUCAUUUAAUUUUCAGAAAAAUAUAAUUAAAUUAAUGAGUUAAAAAUAAUUGUUUGAAUUUUAUAUUAACUAGCCCCACCCUCCUCUACAAGUCUAUUUAUCCAUGCCUCCAUACCAUUCCCGUGUUGUUGGGGUCUCGGGAGGAAUUUACGAAAUGCUUACUCCGUGGCUGAGGGGGGGGGGAGUUUGACAGAGAAUCAAUUUAAAUAUAAAAUAAAAAUAUAAACCUAAACUAAAAAAAAAAAUCGAUGCGCAGGCCUUUUGUUUUAAAAACUUCGUGAUCACGGGCACGGGAAGACGGGUAUAAUUUUUUUUGAUCACCGGCGAUGAUUGGCACUGUUUUAAUUGCGCAUAUACGGUGAUUGCGCGAACGUCCGUUGUCGUCUGUCGAUGGUUGUCCGCGUGUUUUAGUGAUUAUGAGCCGGCCACUAUAUAAUGAACGCGGUUGGAUUUCUCACGCGGAGUAUUCGGUAUAAAUCGAUGUGCUAGUCCACUAAAAUGUAACAAAUAUUCGACAAAAUAGACAGAAUAUCAUCAAAUGGGAGUGCGUAAAUAAAGCCGAAAAUAUUUUAACCGACAAAUAUUUUGUCAGAACCGUAUAUUCGAGCCGGCACUCCGAUUAAGGAUAAUAUAGAUAUAGACACAGUCUUAGAAGAUGAGGUCAGAUUACGUUCUCACCACCAGUCCACUGCCAAAGUUCCGUUUAUCUGUCAGCUUAAAUACUACCGGCUAAAAUACUCGCAAAAUAUUUAUCGGCUAAAAUGUGGGUUUGGCUGAAAUACAUAUUAUUAUUAAUAGUGAAAAAGUCAUUAAUUUGAAUAACUGUAUGAGUAAAAAUGCCUUUUUUGGUAUGGAUAUCUAAUUUUAGUAUACAAAUGUUUUUACAUAAUAUUUGAGUACAUAUAUUCUAUGAGAGAAAAUAUAUAGUACAAUCAAAUUUAGAGAAAAGCUACUGUUCAGUUUUGAGUAAGGUGCGGGAAGGGUGUGUGUUUAAUAUGAUAACAUACCUAUAUAUUUUGUAAUGCCAUGUGUAGGGUUAUACAAAUCCGAACCGCAAUAAUCCGAAAUCUUAUGUUCCGGAACACAAUAAUCCGAAACGAGAAAUUCCAAACCGCAAAAAUCCGUGUAAUAUUCCAGACAAAUGUUUAUGGUUCCUAGAAUAAAAUACUAGUAGUUAGUAAUAAUAUUCGAUGCUUAUGAUGGUUUAUGGUUUUUUUUUUUUUUACCAUAGAUAAUAAUAAUCUCUAUGUAAUGUGACAAACGUCACAGACGCCGUUAGGAAAUUCGAAAAAGUAAAAUGGGCAAAAAAAUCGGGGAAAGUAAACGCUUCGGAUCUAAGGAAGUUAAGAAAAGAGAAAAUACCAGCGGAAUAAAUGUGGCGUAUCAGUGAAAAGACUAAAGGUUACCGUAUUAGGAACGUUAAGAAAUCUUAAGAAGUUAUUUUGUCAAAGGACAAAAGAUAAUUUGGGAAAAUAUAUAUGUAUAUAUAUAUAUAUCUUCAUCUCCCUUCUUCUAAUCUAACCGGUGUUAUAGGCAAUACUCCCAAACAUUGUUACUCCAUUAGUAAAAAUGUUCAUGGAAUCAGAUUUUGCUUGCCUAAACGGCAAAUCUUACUCCCGUUUAUUUUUAAUCCUCCAGUUGUAUUGGUCGUAUUUUAUGUCCAUUGUUACAAAAUAGAAGAGCAUCAUUCAAAAGCCACGCCCCAUGCCACCACAUAAAUAAUUAACUAAUAAAUGAUCUUACCCAAACUUAAUAGUAAAAUUUCUCGACAAUGAAUUGACAAAAAUUAAAAUGUCAAUGCUACAAUGCAUUAAAUUAAUACUCGAUCUAUUUAUGGAAUUUUUAAUAUAAUUUGAUAAUCAAAAAUAGGUAGUGGUUUAACCUUCAAAAGUACAGGUAACAAAAUGUAAUAUUAAAGAAUUUUUUUAUUAAAUAAAUAAGUGUCUCAUCGAAAAUUUGAUCGUAUCAUGAUAUAUGAAUAACCCUGAUUAUUAAUUAUUGUAUGGUAAUAAAAAAUAUGAGGGCUUAUAAAAUAUCAAGUUAAAAUAUCAGACCACGAGAAGUGAACGGGAAUCGUGUUUCAUUUUCACACAUAAUGCAUAUAGGUAGAUACCUAAUUAAAUAAUAAUGAUAAUUUAAUAGUUGGUUACCAUUAUAGUAUAAUAUUAUUGAAAAACAAUUACUAAACAUUUUCAGGAAAUAAGAAUUUUCAUAGAAUGUUACUCCGCCGACCAAUAUAACUGGUGCAUUAAAAAUAAACGGGUGUAAGAUUUGCAGGUUAGUUCGGGAAAAUCUAAUUCCCCGAAUUAAAAUAUUUCGGGAUAAAGAAACAAUGUAAUAUUAAUAUUAUUCAAUCAAUAUGAAUGCGAAUUAAUGAACCGAAAAACUAUUAUAAUGUUCAGAAAAGUGAAUAAGUUUUGCAUGACGUUGUCAUUCUUGUUAUUGUGGUAAUACCCGUAAUCCUUAACUUUGUGUUAAUGUCAUAAGGUGUACAAUGUCGAUGAAUGAUUAUUUUAUUUUAGAUUUUCUUUAAAUUUUUAAAACGAACGGAGGAAAUUGUGUUUUAGACAACUUGUCAUAGUAUACAACAACAUAUAAUUAAGUAAACCAGAAUACAAUGUUAAUUAAUGAUAAAAUAAAUUAAAAUAUAGUUGUAGUAAAUAUUAUAAUAUUAUAUUAAAGACGUUAUUGAAAACUACAAAUUUAUCAUUCAAUAACAAAAUAACGUUUCAGACUUUAUAUUAUUUUACAACAACCCGAAAAUUAAAUAUUAAAAUAUGACAAUGUAUUGGCCUUGGCGAUGUAAAAAAUGUUUAAUUACUGAAUGCAAUUUCAAGUAGCUGUUAUUUAUUAUUUCUUAGAAAAUACAUUUUUCGUUUAGUAAAAAUACUCUAGUUUUGUCAUAUCUCAAAAGAUGCGUAUUGUCCGUUUGAUAGAACUUUAUUUGUACGAUUUUUUGGAGAUUCCUCGCAGCUUUUUCUAAACGACAAUACAGACUGUCCCACGAAGAUAUACCCUUUGAAUAUCUCCAGAGAUAAUAGAGAUAAUCAAACUCUGUUUUUUUUUCAUAUUACUCACAGGAAAGAGAACUACAAAUAUUUAAUAAACAUUUAUAUUUUUUAAUUUUUUUUUAACAAAAAAAACAAUUCAAAGGGUAUAACUUCGUAGGGCAGCCUGUAUAUCACUUUUAUUUUUGAGUUACCUUGGAUACAAAAGAGACCAAUACAAGACUAUUAAUUCUUUAAUUUUAUGAUUCAGCGAUAUCAGAAUAUAUAAAUACUUUUAAUCUGAAUAAAACCUAAAAAAUAAUAAAUUUACAUGUUAAAUAUAAUCGCAAUGCAAACUGUUAAUAGUGAAGUGGAAUUAAUUCCUACCUACUAUCAAGUAUAGGUAUUGGGUACACUAAAAAAAGCAUAGUACCUAUUUUCAAUAGAUUUCAAAACUUCAAAAGAAUCAACAUUCAUUAACUUCUCAUGUAUAAUCUAUUAUAUUCUAUGGACUUGCACUCUGCAGGUCUAUUAGUCCUAAUCACAGAUAGAUAAAACAACUAGACAGCUGACUAUGUGUAUCAUGCUAUACAAACCGAUGAAACUGGCCGCCAUAUGCCAACAGGGCAAUGUUUACGUUUGAAAUGUAGUGAUAAUAACGAUAACAAACCAAUAAUGGUUCCGAUAACGGAUUGCUUGUUUUGUUCGUUUCAUAUAAUAAUAUCCUCAUAUUAGGUAGUAAGUACUAUAAUUAAUAUUAUAAUAUAAUUAUAUUUAUUAUACUACUAUAAUUAAUAUAAUAUAAUUAUAUUUAUAUAAAACAAUAAUGGUGUCAUGUUCUGUUCAUAGAUGUGUGAACAAGAGAUAAAAAAAAUGGUAAAAUUCACUUUUACACGUAUAAAAAAAUCAAAACCCGUAAUAUUUUUAUGUUAUAAAAAUGGUUUUUAUUUUUGGUUUUCCUUUGAAGGAUAAUAUUAGAAAUGUAUAAUGGCCCAAAGUGUGCCAAAAAGGAUUCAUUUCUAUAAAAUUGAGUGUCCUUUGUAGUAAAUAUCUUUUACUAUUAGACUUUAAAACUAACUUAGGAUGAAAUUACAGGUUGUAUUUAAAAGAUUCAGCGAUUCCAUCUAUUUCCCCUAGCUCAACAUUUGAAAAAAUACAUCUUAAAUGUAAUAAACUUGAAACAGUUGAAACACGUUUAGAUCUUUCAACUGUUACUAAAAAUAAUUUUAAAUCUCCGAUGAAAAAUGAUUCCCUAACAAAUGUUGAUACAAUAUCUGUGUUGUCUACUCCAUCUAAAAAUCAAUUAUUUUCUUUCACAAAAUGUAAACGUAUUGAACCAGAUACACUAAGGAAAUUACAGUUAAAAAAAUAAUUUAAUUAUUAAAACAAAGUCUCUCACGUAAAAAUAAUAAAAUAAAAAACUUUAAAGAUUAUUGAUAAAUCUACAUUCAAAGGGAUUACUUGGGGACCAAUGUGAAAGUUUAUAAAGCGAUAAGUUUAAUAGUACCUAUGUCAAAAGUUUUCUUAAUGAAUUUAGAAAUAAAGGUUAAAAGUCAAUUCGCUGCCACUAUUAUUUGCCUAGAGCACUUAAGUAUUGCAGGUGAUAGCUUUAUUAGCUUUAUAGUUUUAUCUUUAAUAAUAUAUUAUUACCAGGACUAGGAUUUGCAACAGCAUGUUUUUUUUGUGACAUCUGAUUAUUGAUUUUGUCAGUAAUUUUCACGAAUCACCUCAUGAUGAGAUAAGUGGCGGUGUUUUUAUUUUGCAUGUUUUUGCAUAUUUCGAUUAUAAGAAUGCGAAAAAUGCAUGUUUCACGGUAUAUUUCGUAAUUAAUAUUUCAUAUUUAAUUCUAGCCCUGCUGAUUAAUGUAUAAAACUUGAUUUUUUGUCAAACAUAAAUUUUAUUUUUAUAAAUACGAUUCUAUGGUACAAUAGGUAUGCGUAUGUAUAAAAGAUUGAAUAGUUUGACGGAGAAAGACUUCAUAAAAGUCUACAGAUUAUAAUAAAUGCUAGGAAUCGACUUCUUGAGUGCAACGGAAGAGUCGCAGAUAAAGUUAAAAACAAAAUAUCUCUGGUUUUACAAAAAAAUAAAGGAUUUAAAACUCUAUAAUCAAUAAAUAGAAUAUUAAAUGGCGAAUCGUAAUAAUUUAUUACCAAUAUAUAUAUAUUUAAGACUUUCAAGUCUAUUCGUAAUUGGACAUCUAUUAUAAUUAGGGAACCAGUUAAAAACAUUGUUUACUUACUAAUAUCAUUCAGUCGAAUGAAGCAUAUCCAGCCUAUUACUUUUGAUCGAUACAUUUUCAUUUUUUCAAAUAUUUUACAAAACUCCUUAAAAUCUCGUGUAUGGGGAUUGCUUGUGAAUAAUUCAAUCUUGUAAAAUAUUUAUAUUGAUGUUUUUGUUAUCAGUAUGUAUAACAAAUACAUAAAGAUACGAUGUAUAAUGUAUAAUAUUAUAACAGGUAGGUACCAAAGUUAUUCUAUAAUAUAUAUAUAUAUAUAUAUAAAUAAUAAAUUAUGUUUAGUAUUUUACUUUUUCGGGGAAAAACGCCUUUGGAUAUAAAAUAGGUAAUAUACAAUUCCACUCCUAAAAAUUAUUGGCCCAUCUGGAUAAAAAGUCCCGGCGCCAAUACUGCGUAACAUAAUCGAUAAUAUUUAUAAUAACGUACGACUAAAGUUUAUUAUAUCUGAAAAUGGUUUGAUCAAAUAUGACUAUUAUAUUAAAUUGUAAACUAAGCUUAAUAUAAUAUUAUAGAAAAUCGUUAAUAUAUAUAUUAAUCUCUAUGUAUACAUAUUUAUAUAUAGUAUAUAAUAUUUGGAUAGUUAUUUGCGUUAAUUAAACUUUCCGAAAGGAACAACAUUGCACCGUAUAAUAUAAUAAUAUUAUACGUACAUAGUACGAUAAACAUAAUGAUGUCAUCAUUAAUAAUUUAAUACUAGAAAUAGUUUUGGUUUACCGAACAAUCAGGAAAUGCAAAUUAUUUGAUUUAAUUAUAAUAUUACACACGAUAAUAUUGUAUGUAUAUUGUACAUAUAUAUAUAUUUUAGAUUAUAAGUAAAGCGAGGAAUAUAUUAGUUUUACAGUGAUAAUUAUUUAUUUAUCUAUUUUUUAUGUGAACCACUUUUCUAUCAAAAAUAUUUCUCCGAUUUUCAAGUGUAGCACUUUUUCUGAAAGUAAAUCGGUAUGAAAUGGUACUUUAAAGAGGUAAUUUUUCGAUUUUCACAGUAGUUUUCUCAAUAUAUUCAAAAAACCGGUAAAAAAAAACCGGGAAAAUGUACGAAUGUGCUGCAUUUUUUAAAAUUAACUUAUUAAUAUUCACGAAGAAAAUUUCGUUUAAAACUGAUCGAUUUCUAACCCAUUUCCCGUGGUCCGAUCGACUUGAAGUUAUGCAAGCAACCAUGUUUACAAUACAAUAAUUAAUAUCAUAUUUUCCGAACAAUUUCGUUUUUUUAAAUUAAAAUUAGAAUCAUAAUUUAUUUCAUGUUACUUUAGCAAUUGAUUUAUACACAUUUAUAAUAUGUAUUAAAAAACAAAAAUGAUGUAAUUUUGAGUUUGUUUUGUCCCACAAGAGGAAUACAAGUGGGAAACUAAGGGGGUUGAAAGAGCCUCCAUUUAGAUCGUAUAAGUACAUUUAAAAUGUAAUUUAUUCUAAAUCGGGUAAAUUACAAUUUGUAUUAAAAACACAUUUUAACAUCAUAGAAAAGUAGAUCUAACUAUUUAUUCCUAGAUCUGUCCCUACUCGUAUUUCAGAAAUCCUAGUUACGCUUAUGCGAUGUUGGGUAAUGGUAAUACUUUGUUAAUAUACCGUGUUCGGUUUAUUUGAAUGGAUAUAAUUAUAUAAAGUAUGCGCUAUUGUUAUAUUUUGAGUUUGCUCAAAUAGGUAGUAUGACAAUAAUUUUUAAUUAAGUCACCAGUACACGUCAUUCUAUAACGUGCAAGAUCGAUAAAAAACAUUUAAGUAUGUACCGUGUAACUAAGUAUAAUAAUAAUGUAUAAGCACGUAUUAAUCAAUAAUAAUUAGAAUAGUUUUGAAGACUUUGUAUUUACACGAUUAAUUUAAUUAAUUUACGGGUAUAUAAAUGAAGAAUGAGAUUAACCUAACCUAUAGGAAAUAAACUGCGUUAUUGUUAAUAACAGUUAUUUAUACUUAUUAUUAUAAAUUGUAUUUUUGUAUAUUUUAUUAUAAUAUAUUUAAAAUGUAUAUAGUUAGUAAAAUAUGCCAUAUUUUUUUUCCUGCAAAACUUUUUAUUACUGGUAUGAUUUAAAAAUGUUUUAAAAACAAACAGACAUAGUUCGCAGGAUUGGUGGGCCACUGUUGUAAUUGAGAAGUUGGAAAGGUAAAAAGGAAAUUGAAUGUAUAUCUGUUCGCAAAAAUGAAUCAUUGACAAUCAACGAAAAACCAUGCUGAGCGGAGUUCAGUUAUACCUAUCUAUAUAUGUUUUGAAAGGCAGUAAUAUUUACGAUUUGAAAGUAAUACAUUUUCUCGUUUUUCCCACGUUUUUUUUUUCCAUCUAUUAUGAAAUCCCUGGGAAAAUAAAAAAAAUACCUCCCUAAAGUACCACCCCAGUCAAAUUUCUUUUAAGAAAAAGUGCUCCCCUUGAAAAUUGAAGCAACAUUUUUGGAAAAAUUGUUCACAGAAAAAAAACAGUCAUCAAUUCAUUCCUCGUUCCGUUCAAAAUCUAAAAGCAAUAUUGCUUGUAUUUUAUGUACAUAAAUUUAUAGACAAAUUGUUUUUAAAUACAAAGCGGAGCAAGAGGUCUAUUAGUUUGAUCUUUAGGGUUUGUUGUUUUUUGUCUGUAAAUAAUUUUUCGAACAGAAAACUUGCUCAGAUAAAAACAUUAUAAGAGACCUUUUUUUGUUGUAUUUUUAAUCUAGUAAGUGAGUUUUACUUGGUGAAUCUGGCAGUUUUUAUUAUAACUGGGAAAAAACGAGAAAAAGACAAAAUUAAAACUGACAAAUUUUGAUGAAAAUCGUAAAUAUUACUGCCUUUCACGUCAUCUAUAAACGAACUUCGCUCUGAUUUUUUUUUUCUUUAGCAAUGGUUUAUUGUUGCUUAUAGGUAUAAAUUAAAUAACUAAAUUUAUCCUACCUUCCCAACUUCCAACCGACAACAAUGAUGCACUUAUCAGUAGUAUUAGCUCUUUUAUUAUUAUUUAUCAUCCCGUACGAAAGAGCGUGAGGAUAUUAUUGAAUGAAAAAAAAAUAAAUAUAUGUUUUCCCUUAACUUCUGUUUCCGCCCCAUGCUUAUUAUUAUAAUAAUUAGUUAUUAAUAAGUAAAGUUAGUAGAUUUGUGUCAGUUUGUGUCUAGACUAUUGUAGUUUCCCGUUAUUAUUUAGUGAGUAGUAUAAUCAUUUUCUAUAAAUUUAAAAAUGGAAGAUCGCCAUAAAGUAAAGCGAGUUUAUAUGAGUGGUACAGAAAAAAGUAAACUAGCAAAAGAAAAAGAGCGAAAAAUACCGAAAUAAUUUAAUAAUAAUGUAUUAUGUAUAUGAAAAGAAGUUCAGUUAAAUAAUUGUAAUAGUAUAUUUAGGUUUUAAUACCUACAUAAUUAAAAAUAAUUCCAAACUCUAUUUUGUUGAACUAAUUAUAAAUUUAACUUUAGUUGUAAUACUAAAUCUUAGGAGUAAAAUCAGUUCAAAUCAACGUGAUAUUCACAGUAAAUGGUUUACUUAAUGAACUUUAAGCACUGAGUGAUGUAAAUUAAUUUUAUUGUGAUAAUACAUACUGUAUAAUAUAUUACUUAUAUUUAACUAAGUCAUACAUUUCUGUAAAAUAUUUUUCGCUAUGCAUUAACUUCAAGAGUGGUUUCAAAGUAGAAAAUUUUAUCUUGUUAGUGCAAAGGGAAGGUCAUUUUGUUUUUUUCAUUUACCUUACUUUUCUUAACAAUAUGUGAAAACCAUAAAAGAACGUUAGCAUAUUAUUAUUUUAUAAUAUUAAUUUAUAAUUUUUAAAUUAUCCCGUUUUGAGUUAAUUUCACAAAAUAACCAGUUGAUAUAGUCCUCUUUUAUAUAAAUUGAUUAUGAUGAAGAUAAAAAAGAUAAGUAAAUCGAUCAAUAAAUCAUCAGUAUUUUAAUUUUUCAUACUCUUUUCUUAAUAUUGUACAUAUACUUUUAAUAGCAGUAAAUAUUCAAUAUUUUUGUAAAUUUCAAUACCUAUUAAUCAGUCAAUUUUUUUUUCGAUUCUUCAACUGGUUUAACAUUGAUUUGAAACCUUUUAUUUUUAUAUUUCUAGCCAGUCGACGCAUGCCACUGUUUUUGUUUUUAUUUGAAAUUAAUGUUUAUAGUUAUAUAAUAUUUUGACAUUUUGUAUUCAAUACUUACUCAUACAUUUCAGUAUUCAAAAUGAUAAGUACGUUAAUAAUGGUAUAAUAUUUAAACAGUCUAUUGAAAUAAUACAAAAAAUAUUUACUACAUAUUUAAAUAUUACGAGUGAGAAUUAUGUUAUCCAUAUAAAAUAAUCAGGCCCCCAAGUUAUCUGAAAAUGUCAUUUCCAGACGGCCACUCCGCACAUAUGUACCUAUUAUAUGUUAUAAUGCUGUAUUAAAAAGUAUCUUGUGAUUUUUAGAUUAAAUAAUUUUUUUCUGGUAGAAAAUGUCCGUGUUUUAUAAAAUAAUGAAAUCAUGAAAUUGUACAUUUUCCUACGUUUUUUCCCACUUAAGUUCUUUUAUUUAAAAAAUGGCGUCAAAAAUCAAAAAAUGGCCUCCUUAAACCACUUUACACCAAUUUCCUUUCAGAAAAAGUGCUACACUUAAAAAUCUAAGCAAGUGUGCUAAAAAAGUUGCGCAGAAAUAAAAAAAAAUAAUAAUAAACAUAUUUGUAAAACCAUAAACUUCUUCAGUUCACUAAUGGUCACUAAUGCGUCAAUAAUAUUUCAGCUUUUCUUUCGUUAUGUGUACAUAUUUUUAUUGUAUUUAUGAUCAAUUUUUAUUACUAUAUUAUUAUUAUAAUGAUAUUCUGUUUUUUCUUCAGUUCCGAAUAACACACAGUCUGAAAAGAAAGUGCACAGGGAUCUCGAGUUGAUUAUAUUUGUCAUGUUGGCGUUAAUAUUGAUCUUUUGGAAACGCCGAUGGUUCUACACAGAAUACCAGAAAUUGAAGAAAACAUUUGUAAAUGAUAAAUAUGCCCUAUGUAAGUUGUUCUUUUUUUCGGUAAUUUGUUUUAGUAAGGUAUAAUAAUAAAAUAUGUAUUUAUUUUUUACUAUAGAAAUUUAAUGAUAAUAAUAAUAAUAAUAAUACUUUCAGCGAAAAAGACCGUGCAUAAUGUUAUAGUGUUUUACGAUGAAGAGAACAAAGAGAGUGCUCAAUACUUGGUAAAAAACAUGGAAAAUCGUGACAAUUAUAUAACAAAGAAAUGCCACAUAGAAUUUGAUGAAGGUUACCAUUUUUUUUUUUAUAUGCAUUUUAAAUAAUAUUAUUAUUAUAACCUCGUCGCGUAUUUUUCUGCUGCAGAUUUCAUCAAAACCCACGUCGACUUAAUUAAAGGUUACGACUUCGCCAUUUAUCUAUUAUCCUCCGAAGAUAUAAUCGCAUCGUCCUUUAUGAAAAAAUCUACUCAAAAGUCUUUAUUUCAAGAUAACGCGUUGCCCAAGAAAUACAUAAUCGUGAGUAAUAAUCUGUCAUACCUAUAUUAUACCCAAAACUUUUUCUUAUUUGUAUGGUAUGUAUAUAGAAGGUGUCCCAUAAAGAUAUACCCAUUACAGUGUCUCCUGAAAUAAUUUUUUACUUCUUUUAAUCAAAUUCUGUUUUUAUUUUUCAAUAUUAUUCGCGGAAUAUAAGGACUACAAAUAUUUAUCUUUUAAUUAAAUGUUUAUGUUUUGGUAAAAGAAACUUUUUAUUUGAUUAUUUUCGAAAAAUUUGUAGAUAGCAAUGUUAUAGAGUUUAUUCUUUUGUAAAUUUUGACUUGCAAGUUUUUAUUUUCAUUAAAUUUCUGAUUUUUAAUUUUUUUUUAAAUUUUAGAGAAAAGUACCUACCUAUAUAGUUAUAAUUAUAUGCAGUAGGCUGUAAUAACAUUUUUUAAUUGUUUAUUAUAGCCAAUUGACUAUAUACUUUUUUUUCUCUGAACUUAAAAAAACCAUCCUCAAAUUUUUCGACAGAAUAAAAUAAAUUAGUGAUUUUUUUUUAGUUUUUUUAAUCAAAACAUAAAAAUUUAAUUCAAAUAAAAAUAUUUGUAGUUCUUAUCCCCACGAGUUUCAUGAAAAAAAAAAAACACAAAAUUGUAUUAUCUUUAUUAUCUCCGAAGAUAUUACAAUGGGUAUAUCUAUGUGAUACGCUCUGUAUAGGAGCGAGAAAGACGCAUCAUCUUAAAAUAGAUAUGAAAUCUAUUAUUAUCCUUCUUUAAACCUAAAUCUUAAACGGUAUAUUUGAUAUCAGUGUUAUGCAUACCGAAAUGAUUGGAAAAAUAUUUUUUUUCGCGAAUGUUUCGAAAACUCUUGGGUACCGUUUGAAAAUCAAAAGUUAAUACACGUUCAAAGUAUAAAGAUUAGGAGCCUAGGGUUAAUUGUUUGAAGAAUAAAGCUUAAACAAUUCCAUAAUGGCUAAAGAAAAAAAAAAUUAAAUCAUUGAUUCAUGAUAAAAGAAUAUCACUCUUUGUAUAAUAUAAAGUUUGAACUGUUUUAGCGUUCGUUUUGUAUACGUUAUAUUGUGUAAGUAACACAUUUUACGGUUAUAUCCGAAGGACCAUUAAUUUUAUAUAAUAUAAGUAAAUUGCCUAUAAUUUAUAAUAUAUAUAUAUAUAUAUAGGUUUAUCGUUAUAAGGUUAUUGCGGAAUAUCAUCGUAACCUUCAAGGUGAAAAUAUUUUUCUCCGAUUUCCCAUGCUGAAAACGGGUAAUCAGGGUUAUCGGAUUGAUAUUGAGAUGAAAAAAAAAUCGACCUCGACGAUACCUGUAAGAAGAAUCAUUGCCGGAUUUACAAAUAUAUAUAAUAUAUAUAUAUAUAUGUAUUAUUUAUGUCAUGGCUAAUGUUGGAAAUUGGAUAGUAUUCAAUUUUCUUUCAAUAGAUUCAAUUUUGUGCUGUUAAUUUUAAUAUUAGAUUGAAUUGGCCUAUUGUCAAACUCAAAGGUAAGAAUGAUAUCUGCGGUGGUUUUUGGACGUUUUAAUUUUCAAGCGAGACACGACCAUGUGAAAUAUUACAAUUAAAAACUAUUCGUAUUUUGCUUAUAAAUAUUAAAAUAUCUAGAAAAAAAAUACGUACUGAUAUAGAUAAUGUCCAUAUACCUUUAAAACUAAUAAUGGGUAGAUUAACUCUAAUUUCAAAACGAAAAGCCCAAAAUUAAUACUACUGAACGAAAAUUUGACAUUGGCUGUCACGAAUAAAACACAUAAAGAGUGCCCCUCGAUUAUAUUAUACCAAUUGUGAUAUCUCAAAAAGUAUUAAGUUUUUUUCAGAAUUUUUUUUUCAAAAAUUUAAAAAACAAACAGCUCUAAAAUGUUACAUUACCGUUAUAUUUUGUCAACCUUAUUUUUAAGGUUAAAACGUGUAUACUUUUGAUUUUCAAAUGGCGACCUAUAUUAAAAAUUCCAUAAAUAUAUGAAUUAUUAGUUUAAAUUUAAAUUACACUUUGAUGUUGAAAUGUAUUUAACCUAAUACUACCAUGUAUUUAUGGACUGACUUAGUAUUAUAGAUUUCAUUCUAAAAUCAAAAUUACAUAGUUGUUUCGUCCCUAAAAAUAAUGGCGAUAUCCUAUUUUACCGUUGCUGAAUCUUAGUCCGUUCGAAAUAUCUCGUGAUGGUACCGUUUGAGUGAAACACGUCCGUACAUUGUUAUACUGACAAUUCGCGGUAAAAUAAUCGCCCUGUAAUCUCUGUAUAUUUAAUAAUUUAUUGUCUGGUAUUAUCAAAAUGUUACUGGCGUGUGUUUCAGAACUGCGGCAAUAUGCCCGUGACGCCGACCAGGUCGUGGUGCGACAGGGUAUUGGAGGAUCUGAGCACCGAGGACAACAAACGGAACGACAAGACGACGGCGAACAAGAGAUUAAUCAGAAUCGUCUAG
Cinara cedri is the source of this 34220-nucleotide messenger RNA. The record is from the annotation of a GenBank genome assembly. Lineage: Eukaryota; Metazoa; Arthropoda; Insecta; Hemiptera; Aphididae.